Symbiodinium necroappetens is the source of this 311-nucleotide messenger RNA. The record is from the annotation of a GenBank genome assembly. Lineage: Eukaryota; Dinophyceae; Suessiales; Symbiodiniaceae.
GACAUGCACUGACGGAGGAAAGUGGGAAGAAGAGCAACGCGGGGUCAACCAGCGAUUACGGUGGCACGUGCCAAGCAAAGCCUUUCAACUUGAUUGGGAUGAUGGAAUGCAACGGCUUGUCCACCUACUCCUGCCUUCACAACAGCAACUGCGAGUGGAUGCAGGGCAGCCAACCCCGUCACGACUCCAGUUACGGACCGGGUGGAAAGUGCCAAGCAAAGCCGUUCAACCUCUUCGGCGGCUUCGAAUGCAACGGCUUGUCCAGAUGGUCCUGCAAGCAGAACAACAACUGCGAGUUCGUGAUCGGUUGA